Molecule: messenger RNA, 3117 nt
Organism: Trichoderma breve
Lineage: Eukaryota; Fungi; Ascomycota; Sordariomycetes; Hypocreales; Hypocreaceae
Exons: 4
Coding region: 1-3117 (1038 amino acids)
Biological process (GO): ubiquitin-dependent endocytosis
Cellular component (GO): cytosol; cytoplasm
Molecular function (GO): protein-macromolecule adaptor activity; ubiquitin protein ligase binding
Source: RefSeq, a predicted model, not a curated record
AUGCCGGCUGGAGCUGCAGUGCAGCCACCAUCCUCAUCCUCGCGAGCCCAUCGACGGGAGUCAUACCGUAGCAAUAACCUCAAUGCCGGCGAGAACAAUCGCACUGAUGACAAUAUGCCAGCUUCCCGCGAGUCUGACUCUCGCCAUCGCAGGCGCCGCCGACGAGACGACUGGGUCCGCACCAGCAACGAGAACAUCUUGUACCGCCUGGACGCCCCUGUCGCCGACGCUUCCGCCGCUGCCGUCCCUGUAACUGCCGCAGACGAUUCGGCUGACCCCGUCUCGCGUGUCCCAACGCCCCCCAUUGGGCCCCGAAGGACGCGGCCGCACUCCAUCCACGUCGUCAGCUAUCCCUCGGGCUACGUGCCUCGUGAGCUUCGGACCAGAACCUCCCCUCGCUCGUCUAGGGCCCGGAUCGAAUCUGGCUCCAGCCCCGCGCCUAGCACCCCGAGAUCUUCGAGGCUUACGACAUCAGCCCACCCCAGCAACAGGACUGAACUUCCUGUCCGCUUGGCCUUGACCCGAUUGUUCCAAUCACUGGCGAGCAACUCUGUAUCCUCAGUCGACGUUCCGCAACACAGCGCAUUCCCUGUUGUAGCCGAGCUAGUCAACCCCGUAGCAAUCACUCGCACCAUUCUCACGAGACAACCUCAUCGUCCUCUCGCAGGAGCCGUGAGCCAAAGCAGCAGCAACAUAAUCAAUCUUCAUCCACCAGAGAUCGUGACGCUGCUCACCACAAGCGAGAACAUCGAGACCGCCGAGAACACCGUGAUCAACCGCGGGACAAAACACGGCGCAGAGCAGCUUCGAGAUCCUCCAGGUCGAGGCAUCGGCAUCGUGCCAGAAGCAACAGCCGUAGUCGCCACAACAGCCGCCAACCGGGCCAACAGACAACAGCCCGUCCCCGUCGCUCUUCUCAACAACGCCGCUACCCUCCCAACAGCAUGGCUACCGCUAGAGCCCUCAAAAUCAAGCGUAAACGCCGUCGUCACCGAGGUGAUUAAGCCUGUAGCCACCGGCAGCGGAGUCUCUUGCUCCAUUCUCCUUGCCGAACCCAACCUCUUCCUUUCUGGCUUUGACCACAACGGCCAUGAGCGCCGAACAGACCGCGCCGGCACUGCCCUCCUGAGAGGCAAGAUGCAACUGACUAUUAGCAAGAACGUCAAGAUCAAGGCUGUCCAGCUAAAGUUGGUUGGCCGCGCACGCACAGAGUGGCCUGAGGGUAUCCCGCCGCUCAAGCAAGACCUAUUUGAAGAGGAAAGCCUGCGAACCCAGGUCCUCACCUUUUUCAACGCCCUCAACGAGGGAUGGGAGAGCGAAUACGGUAACCAGUGCACAUACAAGCUCAAAGGUGGCUCCGCAAACUCAAGUAGCACCGGUCUCAACACUUCGCCUGGCGUCUCACCUGCGGCGUCAAUGCGAAAUAAUCUGACGGCCAAGGAGCUCAAGCGACUCUCUCUUCAGAACGUCCAGUCUCGCAGCUUUGGCAAGGGCGAGAGCGGAGUGGUGACUCAAACCCAGGCCAAGGGAUUCAAGGUCUUUUACCCCGGCGUCUACGAUUAUUCCUUUGAGCUUCCCAUCGAUCACCACCAGCUUGAGACCACCAAGCUGCAGUACGCUUCCGUCAAGUGGGAGCUUCACGCCACCAUUGACCGUGCCGGUGCUUUCAAGCCCAAUCUGCAUGGUGUCAAGGAAGUCCCCAUCAUCCGACUGCCUGACCAGAUGUCGCUCGAGAUGUCUGAGCCUAUUUCCAUCAGUCGCCAGUGGGAAGACCAACUACACUACGACAUUAUGGUUUCCGGAAAGAGCUUUCCCAUCGGAGCCAAGAUCCCCAUUGCGUUCAAGCUCACUCCCUUGGCCAAGGUUCAGGUCCACAAGCUCAAGGUCUACAUCACCGAGUCGGUUGAGUAUUGGACCAGCGACAAGCGUGUGACGCGAAAGGAUCCCGGUCGAAAGAUUCUGCUGCUCGAGAAGACGGCAGGAAAGGAGCUCGCCCCAGAGUGGGCCACCUCCGAGGUUGUAACCCUUCGCGGCGGUGAGCUCACAGAAGAGCAGCGCCGCGUUGCUCGUGAAACCGCCUCAAGAAGGCGAGCCCACGAUGCCUUGAAGCAGCGUCGGGCUCCGGAGCCACUGCCAGCGCCGGUGGAUAAUCUCCUCGGCGACUUGGACCUGGGCCUCGAGAGCAUGUGGGGAUCCACCGAGAUUGAAGCAAGCGUCCAGAUUCCCACCUGCGAAAUGAUGGCCAAGAACAAGUCUCUCAGACUACACCCCGAUUGCAGUUGGAAGAAUGUUAACGUCUUCCACUGGAUCAAGGUUGUUAUGCGAAUCAGCCGAUUGGAUCACGAUGAUCCUUCAGGCACCAAGCGCCGCCAUUUCGAGAUUAGCAUUGACUCUCCUCUCACCAUCCUCAACUGCCGCGCUACCAGGGCAAACACAUCUCUGCCCGCCUAUACCGGUGAGAUGAACCGACCGUCUCCGUAUCAAUCGGCUUGCGGUUGCCCCGAUUCGGCAACAAUUGCCAUGGAGACUUCUCCCAGCUCCUCGACCGGCACUUUGCCAGACCCCGAGGCACUUGCCGAUAGCAUGCCUGCCCCGCCCCAAGCUGUUCAUCUUCAGUCUGGAGCUCCCUCGGCAGGCCAAACAGCAACUGGUCGAUCGAGUCCGACAACCUGGUCGCCCGAAGGACAAGGCCGGCCUAUUCAUUUGCUACGAGCACCCAGUUUCAACCCUCCCGCUUUUGACGACGACACAGCGCCGCCUCCGGCCAGCACCAUUGUCGUUGACGGCACUCCUGCCGAUAUCCCUCCGAUCAUGACCCCGCCUCCGCAGUAUGAUGCCGUCGUCGGCACGCCUAGCGUUGAUGGCCUUGCCGAUUACUUUACCCGGUUGGCUGAGUACGGACUUGGUGAUGAUCAUGAGGGCUCCGGAUCAGACGGCGACGAGUCACCAGCUCGCAUCUUGGACCGAAAUGGCCGCGUCAACGUGGCUCACCCUAGAACUCCCGGCGGCAGAAGGAUGCCCAGCCGAAGCAUGGAAAUCUCCCGACCACCUAUCGACCUCAACAUCAGUGCUUUACUUUCACGUUCCAACUAUGCACGCGAAGAAGCGCAAGUAUAA